AUGCGCUUCAACUCCCUGUUCCGCACACGUUUCUUCUGCCUGCCCCUACGACUGCCUUGGAUGUCUGCCCCGCGCGAUAUCAAACCGCUACAUCUUCUACUAGAGGCACCCGCUCCUCUGGGGAACCCUGACAAGAAGAAGAUCGCCGUCAACACUCUGGAGACCCUAUAUCUCAGCGCCGAUUCGAUCGUGCACCAAUACCUUGUCUCCCAGAUCACAUUGUGGAAACACAAUAAACUACCCAAUCAUGAAUUCGUGGUCGCGCACAUAAGCUUCGGAGGCACCGUCGUCGGCGCACUGCGAAUGGAGCGCACGCUCGAACUCACUGACGAAGAAUCCGACAACUCGUCCAGCGUAUCCUUCACGAGCAGCUCGUGCCCCCUUCCUGCUUCCGACCCAAUCACCAUAUACACCUCGGAGGACGUCAGUCACGCGACGAAGGGUGCCCAGGAGAUCGCGAAACAGGUUCUCGAAGGGAACGUCACCAUCGCCACCAUCAUCGCCGCCUGCUCCGUCCUUACCCAAGAGUACCCAGAGUACGAGCUGGGCUCGAAGCAGUGCUACUGGUUUGCCGGAUUGGUCUUUCGGCUCAUUGCCGGAGACAAUGUCAUGACGGCGACCAACCCCAUUGGCAUGCGAGCGGGCGAGUUCGCCAAUUUUCUCAAUAUCAUGCAAGAGCCAGAGUUGGCUGAGCAAGCAGAGGCGAUGCAACCCAUAUUCGAGACCAAACUGCGGGAAGUCGAGCAUGCUGUCGCUCAGAAACUGGCGAAGGAGAGGGCGGCGGCCGAGAUGCAGGCACAGCUGGCUGAAGCCCAGAGGCGGGUUCAGGAGGCAGAGAGGCGGGAGAGGGCGGCGGCCGAGAUGCAGGCGGCCGAGAUGCAGGCACAGCUGGCUGAAGCCCAGAGGCGGGUUCAGGAGGCAGGGAGGCGGGAGGCUGAACUUGUGAAGGCAUACGAGCUCAAACUAUGCGAGCUCAGAGAAGAAAUUAUGUCUCUGCAAUCGGGCACUGCGCCGAGCACUGCGUAG
Fomitopsis serialis is the source of this 1026-nucleotide messenger RNA. RefSeq lists its product as uncharacterized. NCBI's taxonomy places the organism in Eukaryota, Fungi, Basidiomycota, Agaricomycetes, Polyporales, Fomitopsidaceae. The record is from RefSeq and is a predicted model, not a curated record. The transcript is spliced from 2 exons. The coding region runs from base 1 to 1026 and encodes 341 amino acids.